This is a messenger RNA of Daphnia pulicaria, 1341 nucleotides long. Its product is annotated as glutamate receptor ionotropic, delta-2-like. The transcript is spliced from 9 exons. Gene Ontology annotation, molecular function: glutamate-gated receptor activity. Gene Ontology annotation, cellular component: membrane. Bases 4 to 1341 code for a protein of 445 amino acids. Lineage: Eukaryota; Metazoa; Arthropoda; Branchiopoda; Diplostraca; Daphniidae. The record is from RefSeq and is a predicted model, not a curated record.
AAAAUGGUCGUAACCACCAGAAUAAAAAUUGCGCUUCUGCUAUGUUUGGUGCUUGCAAUAGCAAUCACGAACGCAGGUAUUAGCGGCAGCAAAGGAAAAGUGGCCCAUCAUCAUAUCCCGCACAAGCUACAAGGCAAUAUACGAGGAAGGGAUCUACGAGUGGUCACAGGACAUUUUCCACCUUACAUUUCCAUUUUGCGGAACUCUUCUGGCCACAUUACUGACUAUUCCGACUACAUGUACCAACAUUUGCAGUACCUGUCUCAGAAGUUGGAGUUCACUUACACAAUAUUCCCUGUGGCUGAAAGCAUCCAUAACGGAGUCAAGUCUAGGGAAAUUUGGAGUGGCGUCAUUGGAACAAUCACCAGCCUCAAAGCGGAUAUUGGGUUAGUGCCGGCUACCGUUUCACUGGAGCGGUACGAAUCCAUUGAAUUCUGCGGAUUUUUGGUUGGUGACAAUACCGGGAUUCUUGUCAAAUAUCCUGCCACUAAUAUUUCAUUUACCAGCGCUUUCGACGUGUUUUCAAUCGAGGUAUGGAUGUGGGGCAUAAUUUCAGGAAUAGCAAUUGCUACCAUUUGUCGCAUUUUUUCUUACGUAACCAAACGCUUGCGUAUUAACGUUGAUGAAAAUAAGCCCGAGAUAAGAGCUGGGACUAUAAUGAUGUAUUUUUUUGGAAACACGUUUUCUCAGGGGAAUUAUUUUCCGUGCCAACAACCAUCGCAGAAACUCCUCGUUGCGACCUGGUGUUUCGUAACUUUCGUCUUCGUCAACACUUACAAUUCGACUCUGACGUCUUACAUGUCGGUGACUUAUCAAAGACCCGAAGUCAAUUCCUUUCGCGAUUUGGCUCUUGCCACAAAGUACAAGGCCACUGUAUUAACCGGAUCCAUUCAAGAUAUAGAUUUGCGGGUUAUCAUGAAGCGACCCCGGAAAAGUUAUUUAAAAAUUGUCGCUGACAGAAUCGACCAAUGUUUAUCGGACUGCAGAAAAUUCUCCUUCGAGGAACUGGCCGUUUCGGUUUUAGAGGAAGAGAACUGCGUUUCGUUAAUACCCUGGGCUGCUGGCAUCGCUAGUCUGAAGAAGUUCAAUGCCAAAAAUUGUCGUCUGGCUAUGGCGUUCGAGUCAACUUCGUGGAAGCCAAUGUUCUUGGCUGUUCCCAAAUCGAGUCCCUACAAAGAAGAAAUCAACCGAGCGUCAUUCAUGUUCUUUGACACUGGACUGCGGGACUAUUGGUUAAAAGCGUAUGCAAAACCGCCCGCACAGUGUCGACACAAAUUUGAAAAUAAUAUGAAACAAAAUAAAAUUUCUUUAAGACUAUUUCAUGAUUUACUAAAAAGUUAA